GUUAUUUUCCUAAUUUCAUUCUCCUGAUUUUCCUCUCCGGAAUAUUUUCGCGUUGAAAGCCUCCUGGUUCCAACAUGCUGGUUAUGUCAUAAUAUUUGUUUCAUACAUUCAAACGUUUCUGAACGCAAAACAUGGCGGAAGUGGACGGGAUUAUCAUCCAGACGCUGCGAAAACUUGGCUGCGAAGUGGGCGACGAUGUUCUGUCCAUCCGCGAUUUCCCCACGGAGCUCCUGGUGCAGUCGGCCGCCGUGUGCCUGCGCGCCAUUAACCCGCAACUGCAGGUGCCCACCCGCCUGUCGGCCUCCAUGGCCACCAAGUACCGCCAGGCCGCCGCGCUGGCCGAUGCCUGCAAAACGGUGGGGUAUCCCGGGGAAAUUGGGUAUGAAGCGUUUCUGUACGGUGGGGAGAAUGAAGUGCGGAAGCUGCUGCUGUUUUUAAUGGAUAAACUCCCCAAGGAGGAGAGCGGCGCGGUGGGCCUGGGCGUCAGUGCGCAGUCUUACGGAACGGUAUUCGCGCGGGAUAUUGAGCUGGCCGUGAAGCGGGAACUGCAGCGUCCCUGGCUGCCGAUGGCCCUGUGGGAUUACGCCGAUCCUUCCUCUUCCUCGCUGCCCCAUUCCACAGCGUCCAGCGCCGUUGUGACGCCGUUCCGUUCCCAGCGCAUCACCGUCCUGUCCACCGGUCCCGGUCAGCCGACAACCAGUGAUAACGAUUUCCCUGUGAUAACCCAACAAAUCCACACCUCCGACCCGUCCGAGUAUCCCGCCGCGUUGAUCACCUCCAUCGUGGAGUUCAACAGCCUCAGAUUGGUCGGAGCUGCCGCAUCGCGCUCCCGUGCUUCAGCCAAAGUGAUGUCCAGCGUGAAGAAGGCGGUGGCCGAACAAAUCCCCGCGGAAGCCCGGGCGGCGCGCCAGAAACCCGCGUUACCGCCGCGGAAACCGAAGUUGGGUAAAAGCGCUCCGGAAAAGGCCGAAGAGGCAACACCGAGUAGCCCGCCGGAAGUGGAGUUGACCGAAGAAGAAAAGGCCGCCGCGCUGAACAAGCAGGUGCAGCUGGCCACCGACAACAUUCGCCAGCUGACCGGCCACAUCGACGCCCUCUCGCAGAGCGUCAACAAGACGGAGUCGGCGAUUCGUGAAGGCCAGGAAUUCCUGCGGACGUUCGAAACGACGACCAGUGUGAAGCGGCAAGUGGCCGCGGAGAGCGCCGAGGGGGAUGUCAUCAGCGAGAAUUCGGUCCAGAAAUCAAUCGACGAGCUGAACAGCGCUCUGGAAAGUAUGCAUGAAGAAUGGGAAGCCAGCCAAGUGCGGAUGGCCAGCGAACUGACGCAGAUCCGCCAACAAUCACUGGCUAACGAAGGCUCGGCGGAGCGGUUGAAAGACGAGAUCCGGCAGAGCAAGCAGACGGCCUCGCAGCUGCACAACGAGCUGGCCGAGCGCGACGACUACGUGGCGGCGCUGCGGAAGGAGUACGAGCGCGUGGCGGAGAAUCCUUCGAGCAGUCGGACAUCCUACACCAAGCGCAUCCUGGAGAUCGUGGCCAACAUUAAGAAGCAGCGCGCCGAGAUCGACAAGAUCAUCCGCGACACGCGCCUCCUGCAGAAGGAGAUCAACCAGCUCUCGGGGCGGUUGGACCGUGCCUUCACCGAGACCGACGAGCUCAUGUUCCGCGAUGCGCGCAACGAUGAGUUUGUUCGGCGCGCGUAUAAACAGGUAGCCGCAUUCCAUGAGUUGUGUUCGUGUUUGAUCGGCGCCGUUGAAACCACCGGGUUGAUUGUGCGGGAAACCAAAGAUUUGGAAGACGAGGUGGACGCGGAGAUGAAGCGCGACAAGGAGACCAAUCUGCAGCGGAUCCGCGAGGAUCUCGCGCAGGUCAAGAAGGAGAACGCCGCCAUGACGGCGGCGCUCAAGCGAUGAACAUGCUUUGCGCGCAUUUCUUCCCCUUUUUGUAUGCUGUUUGAUUGUUAACCAUUUUAGUUGUGAUUUCUAAUAUGUAUUGCUUUACCUUGCGAUUACGUAGUCAAACAUGCAUGUUUGAUGUUGGCCGGUUAAUUCUUGGUAUGACAAAAAACGGUCAAGGAUUCAAUACCCUAAAUGCCGGUAUUCGAACAUGAACAG
Messenger RNA from Paramacrobiotus metropolitanus, 2114 nucleotides. RefSeq names its product coiled-coil domain-containing protein 22 homolog. Bases 132 to 1913 code for a protein of 593 amino acids. Gene Ontology annotation, biological process: positive regulation of ubiquitin-dependent protein catabolic process. The record is from RefSeq and is a predicted model, not a curated record. Gene Ontology annotation, molecular function: cullin family protein binding. The transcript is spliced from 13 exons. Lineage: Eukaryota; Metazoa; Tardigrada; Eutardigrada; Parachela; Macrobiotidae.